Messenger RNA from Centruroides sculpturatus (bark scorpion), 545 nucleotides. RefSeq lists its product as uncharacterized. The record is from RefSeq and is a predicted model, not a curated record. Bases 51 to 452 code for a protein of 133 amino acids. Lineage: Eukaryota; Metazoa; Arthropoda; Arachnida; Scorpiones; Buthidae. The transcript is spliced from 5 exons.
UCGUAACCUUUUAAUAUUAUAGCGAAUAAGGAAAAAACGAAGUGACCACGAUGAAAGGAAUAUUCUUAAUUUUCAUUUCAUCUCUCCUGUUUACAAUGGUGUUGGGUGACUAUGAAGAUGACCAUGACCACCUUGAAGAUAACCUUGAUAAGUACUGCGGUGUUAUCAAUAUAGAUUGUUUUGACUACUGUUUACAAGUAUACAUGGGUGAAGAGUAUUACGAAAGGUAUAGGAAAUGUAAUCCGGAAGCAGUUGCAGACAAAUCACCGGGUGAAAGACAAUACUAUAUAUGUAAUGUAGCCACAGAGGAGGAGAUAGCAAAGGCUCAGGCAUGUACACACAAAGACGAAGAAGAAAUAGAAGUAUUUCAUAAUGGACUUGAGUUUUGCGACAUUUAUCAGACUUUGGGUUUAAUUCUUCCGCAAUUGUUCUGUAGCUGCACUCCCAGCUAAAUUUUCAAUGUUCAAACGAACACUUGUGAAAUUCUUCUUGAAAUUUAAAUGUAAUUAAAAUAUUUCAAGGGAAAAUAAAUUUGAAUUAAAUAA